CUGCUGGGAGCAGUCCUCAUUGUAAUGUUUUUAGUCGGUGUGGUUGGAAAUGUGUACACUCUGGUCGUGAUUAAUGUCUCUCUCCGAGUGACCGGAACCAUGUACGUCUACAUUGUGAAUUUGGCUCUUGCAGACUUACUUUACCUGACCACAAUUCCUUUUGUGGUCUGCACUUAUUUUGCGAAAGAUUGGUACUUCAGCACCACUGGAUGACAAAUUCUCUUUAGUCUGGAUUUCCUGACAAUGCACACCAGCAUUUUUAUCCUUACCAUAAUGAGCACGGAGAGAUACCUCGCUGUGACCAACCCUCUGGACACCUUUGCUGGGUCAAGGCGCUACAGACGCACCGUCACCUGUGCGGUUUGGCUCAUCUCUUUUCUCCUUACACUCCCAACAAUCAUCAUGAUCGAGCUGAAGAAGAACGUUCAAAUGGAGCGGAAAAGCAUGUGCCAUCCGACCUGGCAGAUCACGGCAUACAAGGUGUACCUGACUGUGCUCUUUAACACUUGCAUUUUGGCUCCUGGGUGCAUCAUUGGUUAUCUGUAUCUCAAAUUAGCAAGAGUGUACUGGGUGUCACAAACUACAGAAUUCUCAUCAAAUGAAAUUAAUAAGUGUUACAAACCGGAGGUAUUCUAUAAGUCUUUGGUAUAA
Messenger RNA from Electrophorus electricus (electric eel), 651 nucleotides. It is a transcript of the gene uts2r5, whose product is annotated as urotensin-2 receptor 5. Gene Ontology annotation, biological process: neuropeptide signaling pathway; regulation of blood pressure; blood vessel diameter maintenance. The record is from RefSeq and is a predicted model, not a curated record. Gene Ontology annotation, cellular component: plasma membrane. Gene Ontology annotation, molecular function: urotensin II receptor activity. NCBI's taxonomy places the organism in Eukaryota, Metazoa, Chordata, Actinopteri, Gymnotiformes, Gymnotidae.